Messenger RNA from Alternaria viburni, 603 nucleotides. It is a transcript of the gene RPL15, whose product is annotated as 60S ribosomal protein L15. The transcript is spliced from 5 exons. Gene Ontology annotation, biological process: cytoplasmic translation. Bases 1 to 603 code for a protein of 200 amino acids. NCBI's taxonomy places the organism in Eukaryota, Fungi, Ascomycota, Dothideomycetes, Pleosporales, Pleosporaceae. The record is from RefSeq and is a predicted model, not a curated record. Gene Ontology annotation, cellular component: cytosolic large ribosomal subunit; ribosome. Gene Ontology annotation, molecular function: structural constituent of ribosome; RNA binding.
AUGGGUGCCCUCAAGUAUGUCGAAGAACUUCAGAAGAAGAAGCAGUCGGACAUGAUGCGCUUCUUGAUGCGCGUUCGCCUUCGCCAACUUAAGGUCAUCCACCGCGCAAGCCGCCCCUCGCGCCCCGACAAGGCCCGCCGUCUCGGAUACAAGGCCAAGCAGGGUUACGUUAUCUACCGCAUCCGCGUCCGCCGUGGAGGUCGCAAGAGGCAGGCUCCCAAGGGCGCCACCUACGGAAAGCCUACCAACCAGGGUAUCAACCAGCUCAAGUACCAGCGCUCUCUCAAGUCCACCGCUGAGGAGCGUAUCGGCCGCCGCUGCGCCAACUUGCGCGUGCUCAACUCCUACUGGAUCAACCAGGACUCGACCUACAAGUACUACGAGGUCAUCUGCGUCGACCCCCAGCACAAGGCCAUCCGCCGCGAUCCUCGCAUCAACUGGAUCACAAAGGCCGUCCACAAGCACCGCGAGGCUCGUGGUCUCACCGCCACCGGCAAGAAGAGCCGUGGUCUCGGCCGUGGACACAAGUUCAACAACACCACCGCUGGAAGGAGGAAGACCUGGAAGAGGCACAACACCCUCUCCCUCUGGCGCUACCGUUAA